Messenger RNA from Anopheles maculipalpis, 1272 nucleotides. It is a transcript of the gene aurA, whose product is annotated as aurora kinase C. The transcript has 2 exons. The coding region runs from base 16 to 1248 and encodes 410 amino acids. NCBI's taxonomy places the organism in Eukaryota, Metazoa, Arthropoda, Insecta, Diptera, Culicidae. Gene Ontology annotation, biological process: protein phosphorylation; regulation of cytokinesis; mitotic spindle organization. Gene Ontology annotation, cellular component: chromosome passenger complex; spindle midzone; spindle pole centrosome. Gene Ontology annotation, molecular function: protein kinase activity; ATP binding. The record is from RefSeq and is a predicted model, not a curated record.
AGUUGCGCACAAAACAUGGCGUGUAAUAAAGAAAACCGUAAAGUAUUCACUGCGCCAGCACCGAUAACCACAGGCACAGCCAUCCCGUCCCAUUCUGGGGCGCUGUUGAAGAAGAAAAGCACCACAGUUGGUGGACCGACUGUAAACCAUACGCUAAAAUCUAAUGGAACCAAGGUGGUUGGAAAGGUGGCGGAAGGGCAACAGCAAGCGGGCGUGUUUAAAGCCCCACAGUUACCACCACCUGGCACACGGACAGCAGCACCCAGCAGCAGUAGCAAUAGUAAACUGGCCGUUGAAAACCCACCACUUCCUCCAAAGACUGAUGAUGGCAGCCAGCCGGAACCGAUGGAUACAACACCGUCCAGUGAUAAGCCGGACGUGGCACAGCCGAGCGCCGCAAAUGCCGAACCGAGCCAACCGGUGGCAGCACAAAAACCGGUCAAAAAAGUGUGGACACUCAGCAACUUCGAUAUCGGACGACCGUUGGGACGGGGCAAGUUUGGUAAUGUGUAUCUGGCACGCGAAAAGGAAACCAAGUUCGUCAUCGCACUGAAGGUUUUGUUUAAGAAGCAGGUGCACGCCCAAGGCAUUGAGCAUCAGGUUCGGCGGGAAAUCGAAAUCCAGUCCCAUUUGCGCCAUCCGAACAUACUGCGCAUGUACGGUUACUUUCACGACGAGUCGCGAAUCUAUCUCAUCCUGGAGUACGCACCGGGCGGUACGCUGUUCAAGGAGCAACAGCAGCAGCCGGGCAAACGGUUCCCCGAGAAACGGUGCGCCAUCUACGUGUACUCGCUCGUUUCUGCGCUAAUCUAUCUGCACGAGCGCAAUGUUAUCCAUCGUGACAUUAAGCCGGAAAAUUUGCUACUCGGGCAUGGCGGUGAGCUGAAGAUAGCCGAUUUCGGAUGGUCCGUACACGAGCCGACAUCGUCCCGAACGACGCUUUGUGGGACGCUCGAUUAUCUAUCGCCGGAGAUGGUGCAAGGCCAGCCACACACCAAAACCGUAGAUCUGUGGAGUUUGGGCGUGUUGGCGUAUGAGUUGCUGUGUGGAAAGGCCCCAUUUCUGGCCAACACUUACGAGGAAACGUACCGUAAAAUUAUGAAAGUGCAGUACACCGUACCGCCGGACGUGACGAAGGCGGCAGCUCACUUAAUCUCACGAUUGCUCGUUAAGGAUCCGGCCAGCCGUAUGCCGUUGGAGAAUGUAGCCAUUCAUCCGUGGAUUCAGUUGCACGUGGACAAAAAGUAAGCAAAGUGCCAUUUACGUUAGCGA